Molecule: messenger RNA, 2946 nt
Organism: Theileria parva strain Muguga
Lineage: Eukaryota; Apicomplexa; Aconoidasida; Piroplasmida; Theileriidae
Product: RNA recognition motif protein
Exons: 1
Coding region: 1-2907 (968 amino acids)
Cellular component (GO): ribonucleoprotein complex
Molecular function (GO): RNA binding
Source: RefSeq, a predicted model, not a curated record
AUGUAUUUUUACCUGUAUAAAUAUGGUUUCUUUCUAUUUUUUAUUACUAAAUUAAUGAUACAUUUAAGAAGGAAUGAUUUUCCUAACUAUCUCUGUUAUUCAAUAAGUAUAACACAAAAUACACAUGGAUUCCUUGAUAAUAAAUAUAAUAGAUUGUAUUUUUUAAAAAAUGGAUUUAAAUUAGGCAGUAAAUUCAAAUCUAAUGGACCCUGUGUGGUCACCCCUUACACAUUUAUCGCACCAACUCAAUUAAUUCAGCCUUCUAAGAGAAAUGUAUGGCCUCAUUCAGCAAAAAGGUUCACUUUUGAUGAAAGGGCCGCAAGGAGAGCCAGACAUCGAAUGAUUGUCAAUCAAAAUAUCGCAAAAAAGAAAAUGGCAAAAAGAACAAUGAGGAAAAUGGUCGAAGCAGUAACUAAAGAAACAAGUGAAGAUCACAGAAAUUUGGCGAUUCAGAAGUUCAUUGGAGAUUUACAGUAUGUAUCUAGAAGGAAAAAGCUUCCAACUCCUCCAGGUAUAUACUCUCCAUCCUACGACGCCUUGCUUUACCUAAAGGGGAUUCCCUUCAAGGCAACAGAAAAGGAUGUGUUCGACUGGUUAAAGAACUAUGAUAUUGUCUCAGUAAUAUUCAUUAAAAAUGAAAACGGGUUCUUUACAGGAGAUGCGUAUGUGAGGUGUGUAAACAUACAGGUUCGAGAUAAAGUGGCAAAGGAGAUGGAAAAUAAAAGAAUAGGAGCCAGAUAUAUUCAAGUUUUCAGAGUUAGUGAGAAUGCAUAUCUGGAGUACUAUCACUCAGGGUACCGAAAGGAACCAAAGGAUAGGAACUUUAUAGACCCAUCACUGUUGGUGAUAACGGAAAACCAAUACAAUAAAUUACUUGGUCCAGAAGAUACAGAUACCUGUAAAACAGAAGAUCUCAUCUCUAUAGGCAAAUCAUUUGUAAAUAACCUUAAAAAUGAAGUUGACGUAAAGAAUUUAAAAACAGGAAUUAGGCUAGUUGGAACAGUGACUGAGGUCUACAGAAAUGGAGUAAUGUUAGACUGUAACAUAUUUGAAACAAGAAAUGGAGUCAAGGAAAAGGUUUUUUGUGUACUAAAAAAGAAUAGAAUGGCCAAAAAUAUCGGAUUACCAAACCAACAGUACGAGUGGCUGAGGAUGAAAGAUCUAGUACUGUACCCAGGUAUCAAAUUAAAUUUGUAUGUGGAGAAAAUAAGAGCAACUACCUCCAACAAUACAUUUGAUAAGGAUUUGUGGACUGAACAUUUUGAUGAAUCACUAAUAAAUACCUAUUUUAAUACAGAUACCGCCAACAACAUUACUCCUACAGAAUCUACUACCAUGAAUUCCACUUCAGAAAAUACCCAGGAAGCUGUUACCGUUAAACCAACUUUUAGUGAUUCAAAGGAACAAAGUAAAGAUAAAAGAGCACUUGUAUAUUUAACAAUGGACUCAAGUGUAAGUGAAGAUAAGGUGUUAUGGUGGGAAAAGAAAAUCUUAAAUUCAGUAUCUAAGACUUAUGAGAAGGUUGACUUUAAUAGCCCAGUGGUUAAGAGUUAUGUAGAUUAUAAUGCUAAUAAGGAAAAGGUAUUGGCUAAGAAGGUCAAAGUAAAUAAUAUAUAUGAGGGCAAGUCUACAGUGCAUGGAAACAUACCUGAUCAAUUCACUCUAGAUACAUCAAAAUCUCUGAAUAGCGAAAAGUUAAAUAUUUCUUAUGAAACUGAUGAUCAUAAUAAUAAAGUCGAUGAAACACUAGUCAAUUCUGUGGAGGAAAAGGUUAGUAACAGAGGAAUCCCAGAUGAUGUACCAAUUGGUAAUUUGAUAUUUGGAAAUUCAGAAACUGAAUUAAAUGAAGGAGAUCGUAAUGUAUUUGUAUUAGGAACAGAAGAAGAUCAAAAGGCUGCUGAGCUUGAAUACAUAGAUAAAAACUAUAAAAAACUGGCCGAUAAAUUCUUUAAAAACACAAUAAAGGAAAAGGAUAUUCAAUUACACGAUUUUGAACCAGAAAGUGAACUAGAUACUGAUGAUGAGUCAUAUCUAAGUGGCUCAGAGAUGAUGGAUCCUGAUGAUAGAGCUGCAGAUUUUAAUUGGAUCAUGGAAAAUGAUAACAGAAAGGAUUUGGAAAAGUUCCCAAGGUUAACGUUGUAUGAUGGAGCAAUUAAAGUGCCACCAAAUGGCUUGAUACUUAGAGUUUCUGAGGUUCCAAAGUUGUCAAAUGAACAAAUAAAGGAUGUUCUGGAACUAUUAGGAAAAGAAACAUUGGCUUCAUAUGAAGAAAACAGGGAAAGAUUGAUUGAGGUGAUUAAAAACGAGGGACUCCCGACAGAUUUGUUGCCUCAAACUCUUAUACAAAAGGGACUUUAUAGAGUUAAACAGUCGAAAGAGUACAUGAAGAAAAUAGUUAACAUAACUAAAGAACUAACUGGAAGGAAGUUUAGCAGGCAAGAUCUAGAUGAAGCAUCUACUGAAGAGUUGCAAAUGCUAGUGGAAGAGGCACUUUAUAAAUUCCUGAACUGGAACCCACCGUUUGAUAUUAAAAAACUAUUUAUAAGUAACUACCAUAAUGUCCUAGAUGAAACAAUAACGUUGCCUAACAUUAGUGAAGUAGUACCAAAUCCUGGAUUCAUGAAAUCAAGUGAUACUGAUAGCAAUACUGGAACUGAUACUAAUACUAAUACUGAUUUACAAGUUCAGGAACCUUUAGUUGAUCAAAACGAUGAAAAUACAAAAAGAAUUGAAAAAUUGUGGAACGAUAUGAAGUGGAUGAUUGUAAUCUACAUCUACGGAGACCAGAGUGAUCUGAAGGAAAUAGUAAAGCAGUUGGAAAAGGACAAAACCAUUCAACAAGAGCAGAAUCUUACACAUACUCCAAUGGACGUUGAAUCUCUACUAUUUCGGUCAAAUGAAAAGUGAGAAUCUGUACACAAGGUUAACAGCUUAUAAAAAGUUAAU